Vitrella brassicaformis is the source of this 1366-nucleotide messenger RNA. The record is from the annotation of a GenBank genome assembly. Lineage: Eukaryota; Vitrellaceae.
GGGGAAGAAAGCGUCAAGAAUGAACCGGCUCUCAACCAUCGCUGGCCAUGUGGCGCCUCCCGCAGCUGCCGUGUCGGCUGCCGGGAGCAGCUACGGCUUCGCAUCUGGGCGGGGGAAGAAUCCCGACGACGUGGUCAUCUGCAGCUCCCUCCGGACGGCCGUGACGAAGGCCAACAAGGGCGGCUUCAAGGACAUGAUGCCCGAGGAUCUUCUGAAGCCGCUGUUCGAGGAAAUCGUCCAGAGGACCGGUAGGCUCAAACAAGGAAGAGGAGCACACGACAGUGGAGCGUGUGACAUGUGGAUGUGUUGGUGUACAGGCGUUGAUCCUCGCCUGAUAGGUGACAUCAGCAUCGGCAACGUGCUGCAGCCUGGAGGUGGUGCGCUGUCCAGCCGGAUAGCCCAGCUGCUUGCCGAGCUCCCCGACACCACGCCCAUCGCCACCGUCAAUCGGCAGUGCUCGUCCGGUCUGCAGGCCAUCGCAAACAUCGCGGGCGCCAUCAAGGCGGGCUACAUCGACAUCGGUCUGGCGGGCGGGGUGGAGACCAUGACGCAGCACUCGAUGCAGGAUUCGCUCAACCCCGAGAAGCUCAGCCCCUCUGUGUUCGAGCACGAGGCCGCCCGCAACUGCCUCCUGCCCAUGGGCAUCACCAGCGAAAACGUCGUCACCAAGUACGGCAUCACGCGACAGCAGCAGGACCAGCUCGCCGUCGCUUCCCACGCGAAGGCGGCCACGGCGCAGAAGACCGGCCUCUUCAAUGACGAGAUCGUGCCCGUCAUGGCGCGUGUCAAGGACAGGAGCGGCGAGGAGAAGCACGUGGUCAUCGACAAGGACGACGGCAUCCGUGCGGGCACCUCGAUUGAGACGCUGUCCAAGCUCAAGCCAGCCUUCCAGAAGGGCGGGUCGACGACGGCCGGCAACUCGAGCCAGGUGUCGGACGGCGCGGCCCUCUGCCUGCUGGCCCGCCGCAGCGCCGCCGAGCGACUGCACCUGCCCAUCAUCGGCAAGUUCGUGUCGUUUGCCGUGGUGGGCGUGCCGCCCGAGAUCAUGGGCAUCGGGCCGGCGGUGGCCAUCCCGGCCGCCCUCGAGCAGGCCAACCUGGGCAUGGACGACAUAUCCGUGUUUGAGAUCAACGAGGCCUUCGCCUCACAGGCCACCUACUGCGUGGACAAGCUCCGGGUGCCCCUGCACAAGCUCAACCCCAAGGGCGGGGCCAUAGCCCUCGGCCACCCCCUGGGCUGCACGGGGGCGCGGCAGCUGGCCACACUCAUGCCCGAGCUCAAGCGGGGCGGGGGGCGGUACGGCGUGGUGUCUAUGUGCAUCGGCACCGGCAUGGGCGCGGCGGCCGUCAUCGAGAACGAACAAUGA